AUGAUGGGAUUUAAUCCAAGGAGGGGAAAUCACCAACACCCCCAAGGCAGGAGCUCUACUGCCAACCCUGAUGAUUUGGAAAAAGAGAUCCAUCGACUGAACGGCCUUUUGAACAAAGAAAAGGCCAAAAGGAUUGCAGUGAGAGAGAAGCUGGAGGAAGAGCUCCAAGAAAUGGAGUUCCAACUCAAGAAGCAGGAGGAGUUAAAAGUUGGCUAUUUUGAUCAGGCCUGCAGAGCGAAGGCCGAACUGGAAAGCCUGCAGAAGUUCAGAGACGUGGAAGUCCUGAAAUUUGAUGUGAUAGCUUCUCAGGCUCAGCUUGAAAUCAAAGAUAUGGAGAAGGAGGAAAUUCAGCAGAAAUAUGAACAAGUGAGGGUCUCCUGCUUUCACACAGUUGAAGCAUUUAUGGAUGAACUGCAUGAAGAGAAAGAGAAAAAUAAGGCAUUGGAAGAAGAACUGAAGGAGCUCCAGAGGUCAUUCCAGGAGCUCAAUGCUAAAUAUAACGCUGACUUGAUAAAGAGGAGAGAAGAGACCAAGUCACAAACAUUUUAUGAGGAAAAGAUUAGUGAGAAGCAGCGAUUAUUGGAUAUUGUGAAAACAGAGAUGGAAAUGAUGAGGGUAGAAAUGAUAGGAAAAAUUGAGUCAAUGCAAGAAUCAGAACAACUUUUACAGAAAGAAUUGGAGGAAUCUAAAAAAUCGUAUCAUGAUCUGACUUUGGCCCAUGAGAAAGAAAUUGCAAUCCUGAAACUAGACCUGGAGCGAUGCCAACUGGAGCUAAGGCAAGAGAAAGAAGAUAAUUUAGAAAACAUUGGAAAAAAUAAGGAGCUGACUGAAGAACUGAAAGCCCAGAAAGAAAGUGGAAAGAUCCUGAAGAAGCAAAUGAUUGAAGAAAAAAGAUUUUAUCUGGAAAAGGCAGAGGAGGAGAAGAAGGUAAUAAAUGACUUAGAAUUGGAAAAAACCUUCCUGCAGAAAUCAUCACAAAAUGAGAUUAAAUGCCUGCAGGACAAACUGAAAAACGCCACAGAAGAACUGAACAAAGUUGACACUUUAUAUCAAGAUUUGUCCAUGAGAUACGAAAGAGACAUCAGUUCACUUAAAAAAGCUGCAGAACGAAACCAAAUUAAAAGUAAUUCUGUCGAAAAUAUUGUUGAAUCUACAAACGAUUUACCGUCAACCACCACGGCGAGUCCUCAAGAAGAAGAAGAGGAAAUAUCAGUCGGCCAUGUUGACGUGAUUAAUGAUUCAAAUGACAUGGAUUCAGAGGAGGAACAACCUGAACCAGAACCAGAACCAGAACCAGGUUGUUCUAAGGACGCUGAAGACAUUGAGGAUAUUAUGACCCAACAAGAAAGUGGCCUUCAGGAUUUAGACAUCAAAAAGAAACCGAAAACCACCAUUUGGAAAAGAAUGAAAAAAUUUCUUGGAAUUAAGUCAAAACGAAAACCAAAGACAGAAAACGAUAAAGAUGAUUAAUUUUGAUAUUUAUCAAGACAUGAAAGAGAAGAACUGAGGACCACAUCCAGGUUGUCGCCUCUG
Poeciliopsis prolifica (blackstripe livebearer) is the source of this 1533-nucleotide messenger RNA. Its product is annotated as rho-associated protein kinase 2-like. The transcript has a single exon. Bases 1 to 1470 code for a protein of 489 amino acids. NCBI's taxonomy places the organism in Eukaryota, Metazoa, Chordata, Actinopteri, Cyprinodontiformes, Poeciliidae. The record is from RefSeq and is a predicted model, not a curated record.